Molecule: messenger RNA, 7859 nt
Organism: Strongylocentrotus purpuratus (purple sea urchin)
Lineage: Eukaryota; Metazoa; Echinodermata; Echinoidea; Camarodonta; Strongylocentrotidae
Gene: prkx
Product: cAMP-dependent protein kinase catalytic subunit PRKX
Exons: 7
Coding region: 811-1878 (355 amino acids)
Biological process (GO): protein phosphorylation
Molecular function (GO): protein serine/threonine kinase activity; ATP binding
Source: RefSeq, a predicted model, not a curated record
ACAUCACGCGUGAGCGCUUCGCACUGAUCAAUAAUUUUUACAUUCGCAAACGCGCGCGCGCUCUGCCAUGACCGUGCGGUGAAUCCGGUAUCAAAAUUUAUUGAAAACUCUAUACCAACUUCCAAAACAGCAUCGUUGGUACUGGUACCGGUGUGUGCAUCAUCUAAAUGCCGAGGGGGACGUUAGACCGGGCUGGGAUGGUAAGGGAGCGAUGUGAAUGCGAGGAGUAAACAAGUACAUGUCCUGCCUGUGAAUGCAGAAGCUACCCGAUUGGCAUUUAUAUUGAACUUUGACGUUGCACCACCGUAAAUCAAAAAUUUCAUGCCGAAAAGAAUCUUUUGGAAGAGUUGCCGGUGAGUUUGGAUUGACGUGGAGUUUACGUGCAGUGAGAGCUGGAGAGAGGCGAGGGAAACCAUCCGAUGACGCAUACAGCGAACAUAGUUUCGGCAUCGAAUAAAAUAAUGACGACUUUCGUGUUUGGAUGGAAUCUUGCCAAAAUGAGCUUUAUUUGACGGAAGUGAGCCGAUCUGUUUCUUCAAAACAAGUUCAUUAACUCGAAAAUUGUUAUGGAUCUCUUUGUUUGUCAAACUUUGGGCCUAAUUUUUGAGCAGACGUAAGAAAUAUACAUCUGCUGAUGUUUGCAAUCGAACUUGAUAUCGAAACCUUUUUCCUGGACAACAUUUUUAACACGAUGAGGUUCAAAUAGAAUCUGGACUUUGGCUUUGAACUUCUUGUGUCGCAGCUGAGCAUAAUUUACCCUUUUAGGAUCUGUUAUAUUGGAUUUAUACCUGUGGAAAUAAAGGAAUAAACAUGGCUUCGAGCCGUAUCAAAGGGAAGACGUCGAAAAGGAACGGUACGAGUGGGAAAAUGAAAGAUUUACCACCCCCAUCGUCGGCUGCCUCGAACAACAAUGACCACAGGAAGUUUGACCUGUCAGAACUGGAGUUGCUCAAAACUGUCGGUACGGGAACUUUUGGGCGAGUGCUCCUAACCCGGGAUAAGAAGACGAAGGAUUACAUGGCCUUAAAGGUGCUAACGAUAGAGGAUAUAAUUAAACUCAAACAAGAGGAUCAUGUGAGGGACGAGAAGGCUAUACUCAGCAUCAUCAAUCAUCCAUUCAUUAUCAAACUACAUUGGACGCACCACACCGACACGUUCCUCUACAUGCUCCUCGAAUAUGCCUGUGGGGGCGAACUCUUUACAUACCUCCGGAACAGUGGCCGCUUCAACAACGACACGGGCAAAUUCUACGCCAUGGAAAUCAUAUCUGCAAUAGACUAUUUACACAAAGAAACCAUUGUAUACAGAGACUUAAAACCAGAGAAUAUAUUAUUGGAUUCAGAAGGUCACGUGAAGCUCACCGACUUUGGGUUUGCCAAGAAGCUGGUGGAUAACAGGACGUGGACAUUAUGUGGGACGCCGGAAUACUUAGCACCAGAGAUCAUCCAAAGUAAAGGGCACGGGAAGGCAGUAGAUUGGUGGGCGUUGGGUAUCCUCAUCUAUGAGAUGCUUGCAGGGUACCCACCUUUCUACGAUGAGAAUCCAUUUGGCAUCUAUGAGAAGAUCUUAGCCUGUAAGAUUGACUGGCCUCAGUCAAUAGGAUCAAAACCAAAGAAACUAAUCGAGGGUCUACUGGUAAUAGACAGGACCAAGAGGUUAGGCUGCAUGAGGGCAGGCUCCAACGACAUCAAGAACUCGGAUUGGUUUGAAUCCAUCGACUGGGAAAAUGUCAGACAAAGACAACUCAAGCCUCCAAUUGUUCCCAAACUAUCCCAUGCCGGCGACACGAGUAACUUUGAUGAGUACCCAGAAGAAAACUGGGAGACGGAUGCAUCUCCCGUCAAGUCGGAUGUCCUCAAGCUCUUCAAAGACUUUUGAUGUCACCCGUCUCUUCUGCUCAAGAGGAGGAGGAGGCAGUUUGAACUCAAAGCGCAAUUAACCUGUUGCUUCCUGGAACACGGUAGUCCGUGUGUUAAGCCUAUGGAAGUGAGAGAUUUCAGUGGUCGACUGUUAAUUGUCAUCGUUGUCCUCAAGCUCUUCAAAGACUUUUGAUGGUAGAUGUCUCUUCUGCUCAGGAGGAGGAGGCAGUUUGAACUCUAUAGACGCUCGAUCGACUCUCCCGUUGUCCCAAGCCCAAAGCGCAAUUAACCUGUUGCUACCUGGAAGAGGCCAGUCCCUGUGUUAAGCCUAUGGAAGUGAGAUAUUUCAGUGGUCAACUGUUAAUCGUUGUCUGGGUGCAGUUACGGCAGGGUUUCGUGAUGGAGUCUGGACAAGUCCUGUUGGCAAUCUUGUUUUGUGCUGAUAUCUGAAAAGCGGAGAAUGGACUCCUUGAUCUCCAACAUUGAUGCUGUGAAACAGACGUUGAACGUUGGAGGGAGAACCCUGCGCAUGCUCGUGGUGUCGUACAAACACACGGAUUACAUUGGUGACGCGAAGCCAGCUGUUCUACAAGAAGAUGGUGAACCAUAAGAGCCAUGGCUCAAAACUAGGGAUCCCAUGAAUGCGAAAGACAUCAAUCACACAGGUUCUUCCUUCAGUAAACUUGGUGUUUGAAAUACUCAUCCAUUUGUUUGUCGGUGAAGCAUUGUAUAAAAUGGACACCAUCGUAUCCAUCAGGAACUUAUUAAUCGGGAGAUGCUACAAAACAGCACGUUGAAUUGUGUCGAUCAGGUAUGGGGAAUCGACGGACAAAAAAAUGGCUAGAGUUCUUUCUCAAAGUGCUUUAUGUGUCUGUAAGAGUAACUUUGGAGGAAACUGAAAAUAAGUGGAUAUUGUUGCAGCUUGAAAGUCUCAUCAUGUGGAAGAGGUGUUCAGUCUGCAUGGUUGCUUUAAUAGCAGACAGAAAGUAUAAAAGAUUAAUGAUAAAAUAUUAAUGAUUAGUUUGAAAUAUUUCGUCAAGCCACAUAUCCCGGUCACACUGACGAGAUCGACACUACACCGACAACGGACAGAACCAAAAAAUUUAUUACACCAACCGAAAAGCCAAGAAUCGGUCAGUUUGGAUUUCAGCUUGGAGACAAUUUGGCAAUGUGACUUUGAUAUUCCAGAGUCAAUAGUACAACUUUUAAUGUCUUAGAAACAAUAGUACCGGUAUUUUGAUGAUAAUCAAAAUUAAUCUGUUGAGUUAGUCAUGAAUAGGUUUUAACAUUUAAUAAGGCUUUAAGCAAUGUAUCCUUCAAUGAUCUAUUUCGAAAAUGAAACUUACAAGAGAAAACAAAAGUUAGAUACUAUAUCCAAGUGCUUCCCUUUCUGUCUGCAGUAACCUUCCAUAUUUUGUACUUCAAAUAUCCAAAUAUUGACUAGGUACUCAGAAAUGGUGUCUUCCUAAGAUUAUACAUAUCAUGGCAUUGUCUUGUAAUCUGCUGUUGGUGAUAGGAAAAAGUAAAAGCCCUUUUGCUUAUCAAUUAUUUCAUGUUUUCAGUUCUUGGUCCUAACUCUUGUAUAGCACAUACCAUUUAUUCAUCAGUGUCUCAAAUCUAGACUCUUAUAAUGUGCUUCCAAAGGGCUUUGGAUUAUUACCAUGGUUCUGCCUAUAACUCCUAUAAUGAAGGUGCUGAAGAUUCAAGGAAUUAAUUCCUACCGAUACCAAUUUACUUCACCUGGGUCAAGUGUGGCAAAUAUAGAUUAAUGUCUUGCCAAUGGACGUCAGUACCAGCUGGGAUUUGAACCCUGUAUCUUGUGAUCUACAGUCCAGUGACUGAUCCACCAGACCACAAUACAUUCACAUUAUGUCCAAGAAUAUACUUGCUGCUAUAGUUUUUAAGGUUUGUUUUCUUUUUAUGCUUUUAUUUUGACAAGUAUCCCUUACAAUAGAUCCAUCUUGUUCUGACUUUGAGUGGGUCUUUCUUUUUUUUUUAAUAAAGAAAACUGAAUGCUGUUUGUAAUUGGGUAAAUUUGUUUUUGUAUUAAAGUAAUCAGAAUGAUUAUUUGAUUAAGUGUAAGUUAAAUACCUGCACUUGCAUGUGAUAUUUCAGACUUGCCAACGUUGAAUACAAUAGAUGAAAUUACAUUUUGAUUUACAGUUGUUUUUUUCUUUGGUUACUAAGAAGUUCCAGGUUUUAAAAAUGGUCAGCCUUAAUGAUCGCACAUCUAAUAAUAAUCCAUUGUCUUUUAUAGUGAAGAUGAAUUCAUCAAUUUAUCUAACACUUAAGUUGUUGUUGAGCUCUUCAAACUCAUUUUUAGAUAAGAUAACUUAUGAUUACAAAUUGAAAUCAUGAUGUCUGGCUUUUAACUCGAUCUGUUUAUAUAAAAAUUCAAAAAAUCCUCCUUCACAUAAAGUAUUGACUUUAAAUUGAAAAGUAAGAGAGAUAGAGAUACAUGUUAUUUCUGUACUUAUAAGUUUGAAUUCAAGAACUAUUGUAUGCAUCAAUUGCUGUAAAAUUCCAGUGCUUCCUUCCCAAAAAAAUCAUAGUAGAUAACAAUCAUUUUGUAAGUACUCGACUCAACAUUUCACAAGAUGUUUUUGUGUGGUACUAUUGCUAUAUUUGGAUCUCGCCCAAGUACUACUUUUGAAGAUUUUAUUAGAUGACCAAGUAAUGCUAGACAGUACUAUAGUGAAUUAAAGUAAAAAAAAGCAACGAUUAUGACUUAAAGUGUUCCAUUCAACAAAACAUGUUUUGCUGUUGAUGUAAGGGAUGUUAUGUCACUAUGCUAUUUUCAAACUAUGAGCUUCAAAUAGUACUUGUAGUAUGAAAACACUCUCAUAACUUUAAAACAACUUGUUGAUUAGAAUAGUUGUAAUAAUAGGGCGCGCAUGGAUCCCAAGUUGGACUUGUGUUAUUUGUGCAGGGUUUUAGGUCAUUCUUUAUCUUCUUCAUAUUCCUUAACCGUCAAACUCAUAGGGUUGUCAUUUAAUUUAAUUUGUUUUUUCGGUUGAUUUUAUACACUCUAGCUACACAAACAAGUUAUUUUGUCAGAUUAUCAGUACACUUUACGAUUAUCUGAUAUUUUUAUGUGAAUUUAUUUUGUUUACUUUAGCUAUCUUGACCCAGUCUUCUGCUCAAGAUCUACUUUUUGCGCCAUUCUACGCAAAAGGUUUUCACUUGGAAAUUUAUGAUAUCCAAGUUUUCCUGAAAUGCUGUGAACAAACCAAGCUGAUUUUUUAAUUUUUUAUUUAUAAUUAGAUUAGAAAGUAAAUCCUUUGUAAAGUUUCAGCUUAUUAGGCCAGCACAAGUGAAGUUUAAUCUGUUUUGUUUAAUGCAAGUAAUAGUCUUUCACUACGUCACUUCUCCCCCCCCCCCCCCCCCCCCCCCAUCAUUAUCAAAAACACUUUCCAUUGUUUUGUACUCUUCUCAGUCAUCUUGAAGUUUUAUCUAAAAUUCUGAAGUUUCCAUUAAUUUGUAUUGCAAGGUAGUCUUCUAAUCUAGCUGUUCUAUUCAAAUUUGUUUAACUAAAUGAACAUUUUGAAGAAAAUUAUUGUUUAAGACCAGGUUAAUUUUGUGCCAUAUUCUAUGCAAGGUUUUUUCUUUCCACGUACAGUAAGAGUUUAUAAUAUCAGGUAUUCAAGUUAGUGACUUAAUUAUCUGAGUCAUUGUGUUCAAUUUCUCACAAGUGAAUGAAGAACCCCAAUAAAAAGUUGUUUACACUGGAUCAGUUUUAUUUGAUUUAGAGACACAAUUUUCUGAAUUAUAUCAGCAGUAUAAUGUAAGCCUAGCAUAGGAAAAUUACAACUCCCAGGAUAUGCUUAUCAUGUUAAAUUUAUUUACACUAUUUGUUUUCACACAAGCUAUAUGUACAACAGAAUUAUGUGUGAAUACAGACCCUGUUUUGUUUUGUUUACGGUAGGUAAAUUUUUUAGGUGAGUGCCCGCAUGCACUCAAAGUAAAAUACAUUUGUUACGACCAAAAUCUGGUCUAUGUCACGUCUGGCUUCAUGCAUCUGGAGGGACAUGUCAUGGUUCCUCUGUGUCCGAGAUUGAAGUGAAUUUGGACAAUAUUAUGUAGAUUACUGGUAUUUGGUGUGAGGCUCUAAACGGUAACGGUCAAAGUUGUAAUACUGUGUGCAUUUUGUUUUCCAAAUCGUCCUUUGCCAGAGGGAUCCAGAAGGAUGUUGUUGUAUCUCUCUGUACAGAUUGAAUGCCCUUCUGGCUCUCCACAGACAAAACAAUUAUAAUUCUUCUGUAAGCAACAACUAAUAUAUCCUUAUACGUGAACUUCCAUCUUAAGAUGGAUAAUAAUUAAAAGCAUUAUGAAGUGCAGAAUGAUGCUCUUGAAAUUCAAGCAAUUGAAAUAAAAAAAAUUCACCCGUGAUAGACCAAUUUUUAAAUGUUUGAACUUUGUUUAAACUUCCAAGCAAAAUGAUUAUCAUAGUGGAUGUGUUAAUAGAUAAAUUCUCUUUAAAUCAAAUUCAAUACAUUUCAGGUGAAAGUCCUUUCCCUUUGGAGAAUAAUUUUUAAAUGUUUGUAAAGAGAGUAUAUUUCAAACUUCCAUGCAAAAUGAUAACCAAAAUGGAUGUGUUAUUAGAGAAAUGGUCUUGAAAUCAAAUUCAAAACACUUCAGUUGACAUCUUCUUCUGUUAGUAGAUCAAUUUUUAAAUGUUUGAAAAGAGAGUAUAUUUACAACUUCCAAGCAAAAUUAUUAUCCUAAUGGAUGUGAAAAUAAAGAAAUGCUCUUGAAAUCAAAUUCAAUACAUUUCAGUUGAAAGUCUUCUCCUGUGGUAGACCAAUUUCUAAAUGUUUAAAAAGAGAGUAUAUUUCAAACUUUCAAGCAAAAUGAUUAUCCUAGUGGAUGUAUUAAUUAAUAGAGGAAUACUCUUGAAAUCAAAUUCAAUACACUGAAGUUGAAAGUCUUUUCCCUUGGUAGAUCAACUUUUAAAUGUUUGAAACAAGAUUCUACAGUCAAACCUGUCUAUUGAGGCCACCCAAGAAAGAGUGGCCACUGUAGACAGGUGGUCUUUAUAAAGAGGUGGCUGCUGAGACUAUAUAGCUUUACUGAAUUUGCAAUUCCCAAGCAAAAUAAUUAUCUUAAUUGUAAAAACUUUUAAAGUUUGUCGAGACAUAUUUCUUUCUUUUUUUGUCGACCUCUAAAGUAGUAUGUGUUAUACCGUACUGAUGAAAGAUGGUAUGCUGUAUUUUCAAGAAAUAUUCAUUUUUAACAGCAGUGAUUCAAUCAUUGUUUGGAAUUAAUACUUUGGACUGAUUUUUGCGUCAGUAUUUUGUGAAAUGUUAAAUGUUGUCCUUUACCAUAUGAGUCAUUAAACCAUUUACACAUAUUAUGGAUGUGAGGGAAAUGGUAUUAGAAAUCAAAUCAUGCAAUUUUCAAAGUAAAUAUUGAUACUGCACAAGUAAUGAAAUAUCAAUAUCCACAAAAUUGAUAGUGAAUAGUGAUAAGAAUAUUCUGGGUUUGUAUAGUGCUUAUAAAUACAUCAACAAUGUCUCUAUUAAAGUGCUUUACAGAUUGUUAUAGUCAAGUGUCGGGUCAGGAAGUGGUCGCUUAUCAAGUUUAUUUUAUGUGAAAAACUGCCAUGCCAUUCAUUAAGGAAAAUUAUGUAUGAUUAUCUGUAAAAUCAUACAGCGCUGAGAAGUGAAAGAGACUGUUUUAGUGAGACAAUCUCAUCUAUAUCAUGUGAGAAAAAGGAGAAGAAUAUAUUAUUAAUAUUUGUAAUGUAUUUAUUUGUGUGUGUGUCGAGUGCCUUAAGGAUUUGAAUAAAUAAAAACAAUAGAAGUGUUUCUUGAACGUUUUCUCAGCUUUAUUUGAUAAAUAAAUAUGGUCGAUAUUGACUGUAAGCGAUUUUUGAAAGGUUGUCAAAAAAUAUUGUAGAAUUAUAGACUAUGUGAUACAGGUGUGGGGAGGAGAAUUCAAUGAAAGAGAAAAAAAUAAUAAAAUAAUGACUGGAUAGAAGGCCAGCUCAUAAAGAUAAUA